Molecule: messenger RNA, 1313 nt
Organism: Olea europaea var. sylvestris
Lineage: Eukaryota; Viridiplantae; Streptophyta; Magnoliopsida; Lamiales; Oleaceae
Exons: 6
Coding region: 456-917 (153 amino acids)
Source: RefSeq, a predicted model, not a curated record
UGCCUUUGCCGUUUUCUCGGUCAAUGUCCUCACAGUAUCCCUGAGCAAAGUAUGUGUAGCAUAUGUCAGAAGGUGUUGCGUUCAAUUUAUUUAACAUGUUUGGAGGAGACUUAUUUUAUUUGCCCUUUAGGUAAGUCAUAGAGAUACUUGUAGUAAAUUUAAGGUUUUGAAAACCUUAGGUUUGCUGCUUAGUACGAUCCUCUAGGAGAUGAUGUUGAACUUUCAGUUACAAAUAUUUUCAUUCUUGUACUGAUCUCAAAGUAUAAAAGGAAAAGGAAAUUGAAAUGAUUGCAUGGAUGGAGAUACAAAACUGUCUUUUCCUGUGAGAUUAAUGCUAAGAAAGGAAAGGUUUUUUAUCGUACCAUUCACUCUGCGAAUGCAACUUCAAUUUUUAAUCAGAAGUUCCACUUAUUUGUCUGUGGAUAAGCUACUUAUGUUCUGUAUCUUAGCGUGUAAUGAUUUCAACUUACAGUGGACCCUGUGUAUCAUAUAGGCUGCGCAAACGAGCUAUUCACAACGACAUGUCCAGGUAUGUCUGCUGUGCUGGUUAUAUGUCCUGCAGUGGACGGUGUGGAGAAAGCCGGUGCCCCAAAUUUUGCCUUGCCACAGAGGUCUUCUUGUGCUUUGGGAAUUCAGUUGCCUCAACCCGAUUUUUAUUGCGAGAUGAAUUCAACAUACAGACAACACAAUGCGACAAUUGCAUUGAAGAAAUUUCAGAGGCUUCUCAUAUACUGUCUUCCUUAGCUGACAUGGUCUAUUGCAUGGUUUGUACUUGUAUGCAGACACAACACAAGAUCGAAAUGGACAAACGGGAUGGUAUAUUUGGCCCACAGCCAAUGACAGUGCCUCCUGCCCAGCAAAUGUCACGCCUUGAUCAGCCAUAUGCCCCCACCGCUGGAUAUCCUCCACCUUCAUAGGGGCAAUCUUAUUAUCGGCCACCUCCACAGGCUCAAGGUUGUCCUCCCCAAGCUUCAGGGUACCCUUCUGCUGGCUACCUCCCUGUUGGUUACCCUCAGAAGUGAUCUUUCUUGAGUUUGAUGUGAAAAUUGCUCUUAGUGUGCACCAUUUGAUAGCCGUAGCUGGCAUUUUUUCUGUUUGAGAUUGUGAGUACAUGAUGAGAGUUGUGAUAUGAUGGCUUGUUUGUGAAGUUCCUCCAUGCAUAUGUUCUUGAAGUUUUAAUGUGUAUUUGUCCAUUUUUAUACCUAAAUUCCUGGUUCAACUUAUGGUAUUGAGUCGACAUUCGUGUACUCUACAGACGGCAAAAGUUUGGAUAUUGUUCACUUAUGCGUAAUGAAGCUUUUCAUUUUCUUCAU